AUGUCUGAAAGUAUUAACGAUCCUGAAACGAAUAGUAAUUUUAAUGCCAAAGACCAACACAAAAAAAAGGGAAACUCGGUUUUACUUACUUUAAGCUUAGCUUUUAAAUCGAUAGGCAUUGUAUUUGGUGAUAUUGGUACUUCUCCCUUAUAUG
This is a messenger RNA of Racocetra persica, 154 nucleotides long. NCBI's taxonomy places the organism in Eukaryota, Fungi, Glomeromycota, Glomeromycetes, Diversisporales, Gigasporaceae. The record is from the annotation of a GenBank genome assembly.